This is a messenger RNA of Daphnia magna, 1721 nucleotides long. Its product is annotated as transcriptional adapter 3-B. Gene Ontology annotation, biological process: regulation of transcription by RNA polymerase II. Lineage: Eukaryota; Metazoa; Arthropoda; Branchiopoda; Diplostraca; Daphniidae. Bases 132 to 1580 code for a protein of 482 amino acids. The record is from RefSeq and is a predicted model, not a curated record. The transcript has 10 exons. Gene Ontology annotation, cellular component: SAGA complex. Gene Ontology annotation, molecular function: transcription coactivator activity.
AUUCGAUUCGAUAGCUAAGCAGCGAUACUUGAUUAUGUGCUUAGCGUUUCGAAGGACAGUCAUAUAAACAUCGCCUAUUUUUCCCUCGAAUUUUAACUUGCUGGGAUUCAAGUUACUUUCCGUGCACGAAAAUGGUGCCGGGGAAAGGUAACGUAUCUAAAGGAAAAGGAGCAGCCAAUGUUAAGGGGUCAACAUCCGCUACAAAAGUAAAACGAGAAAGAGUGUCGGAACCUGAGGACUCUGAUGAAGAAGUAUCUCUUGCUGACGUCCGAGCUAUCGACUAUGCAAAAGCUUUACCCCGUUUCACAGCCAUUGCAGGCAGAUCUGAAGAUGGUGGUGUAAUGAUGGAUGAUUUGGAUGCACUCCAAAUGGAACUAGAAACACUUCUCAAUUGUGUUGUCUUGCGUUCCUUAAAUUUACAGAGAGAAAUUGCAGGAAUGACCGAAAAGCCUCCAUCUCCUGGAAAGCGUUCUAAGCAAGAUGAGCGCUCACCCAAGAAAUUCAAGGACCAACAAGGCAAACUUAGAGAUGCCCAUACACCCCCACUUCUGAAACAGAUGAAGAUCAAGUCUGCAUUAGCUAAACCUAUCCUACCUGAAGGAGGAGUGGAAGAGUUGCCUCCAUUAGAACUCAUGAAAACGUCUACCGCCAAGAACGAUACACCGAAUAAGUUUUGGGCUUCCGUAGAACCCUAUUGCGCUCCGUUUACAGAUGAUGAUUUAAAGCUAGUAGAAGAACUGAUCUCAAAUCACAAUGACGACGAAGAAUACCUUAAAAUCCCUCCCCUCGGUCGCCAUUACACACUUCGGUGGGCAGAAGACGAUUUGCUUCAAGAACAGAGAGAGGGUUCUCGCUUUGGUGAAAAAAAGAAGAUAACUACCGGAUCUUCAAUGGGAACAGAGGAGGCUCAGAGGCUGAUGGACACGGCAGCCAAAAACAAUGGGGAAGCGAAUCCUACCUCUUCAACAGGAAUUUGCGGACCCAUGACUCAGCGUCUCAUUUCAGCCCUUUUGGAAGAAAAUAUCGUAACAUCUAUCCAGGAGACUAUGGAAUCGGAAGGACAAGACGAAAAUGCCAAAUCCACUGGUGAAAAAGCACCAGUAUUCAAUGGACCUCAAGCUGCUGCGCUUGAACGCCGUAUUCGCCAGGAAUUAGAAGAACAAGGCAUUCUGACAUCAGAGGAAGCCAACAUUAACCCGGCUGAUGAUGAAAUUCUGACGGAGCUACGUCGUUGCCAAGGAGAAUUGAGAGCCAUAUCUCAACACAACUUGAAGCAGCUGAAACGACUUUAUCGUCUUAGUCAAGAAGAAAUGAAACGCCAGGACACACGGAAAAAGCUUAUGGCAGCGGACGCCGAAGUACUAGACACAUAUCGCAAAAUGGUUGCGGCAAAACAAAAAAAACGUCCGUUAACUAAAAAGGAAAAAGAGCAAAUGUGGAAAACCCUUCGCGAUCGCGAGGCGAUCGUGAAACAGUUGGACACUGGGGCUCCGAUAGAAACCAUUUUGAAUGCUUCCGCAACAGCGAAUGAUCACGACACGAAUUUACGUUGUAGUAGGUACGCAAAUCUUUAUUAUUAGGAGGGGAAGUAGUGAACACAUGGUAAGAAUUAUAAUCCAAUUUCAUCAAACAAUGAUUAUUCAAUGAAUUUCAACUUCUCCAAAACUGAGGGUUCAAUUCUAGUUCUUCUAGUGAAGUUAUUAAACCAGUUUCUUAAUGCA